CACCUUUGAUCAUUCCCUACAGGCGUUCUUCAAACACUUUCGUUAUUCAGGUUAUGUCGCCACCAUACAAACGGAAUUGCAUCUUAAAGCGAGGAUUUGUCUCUGAUGGAGUUUAUUGAGCGCUCCCAUUGGUUGUACAGGAUAAGAAAGCAAAGAGAAGGGCGGUGCAGCAGUACAGGCUUUUGUACGGGUUACGGUGAUUGGUCCAUGUGUUUUUUAUUUUUUUUCUUUCGGUAGGGGGCUGUGUGUGCGUUCGUGUGAGCUUCACGUUCAGGGCGGCAAAGGGGGGCGACUGGAGGGAUCACUUCCAUGGACCAUCUGUCUGCCUCGGCUCAACAAAGAAGGAGGACGCAGGAUGGUGUUGGUCCAUGUUGGAUAUCUGGUUCUUCCCGUCUUCGGUUCGGUUAGAAAUAGAGGAGCACACUUCACCAGGCACCAACACAGCCAUGCUACCUCCUGCCGACACUUUCACCUGGGCGCCCCACAGGCGCCCAUCUCAACCGAGUUCCCUUUAGGACAUGCCAGCCAGCCCGCUCAGACGGGCCUGGCCACCCACAUCCCCCCCGCACACCAUCCGCCCCUCGCUGCCCUGCCUGCCGCCCCGCAGUUCCAGGAUGUGUCGGGUCCUCCGUUCCUACCUCAGGCCUUACACCAGCAAUACCUCAUCCAGCAGCAGCUUCUAGAGGCGCAGCACCGCAGGAUUGUUCCACACUCCAGAAGGGCCCAAGAAAGAGUUCCUAUCAAUCCCCACCGACUGCGCUCCACCUACGAGUACUCCCCACCCCUCCAUGCCCCGCAGCCAGUGACACAGCAGCCAAGGUACCUGGCCGAAGGCACCGACUGGGAUCUCAGCGUCGAUGCUGGCCUCCCUCAUCACCAAUACCACCUCCAGCAGCUGCCCCAGCACUACCAGCACUACCUGGCUUCCCCCCGAAUGCACCACUUUCCCAGGAACACAUCCUCUGCACAGGUUGUGCAUGAAAUCAGAAACUACCCGUAUCCCCAGCUGCACCUGUUGGCACUCCAAAGUUUGAACCCUUCCAGACAUGCCACUGCGGUGCGGGAAAGCUAUGAGGAGCUCCUUCAGUUGGAGGACCGGUUAGGCAGUGUGAGCAGAGGUGCAGUGCAGACCACCAUCGAACGAUUCACUUUUCCGCACAAAUACAAAAAGAGGAAGCCCUUGCAGCUGAAGCUCGGGGAGGAAGAAGAGGAGACAGACGUUGAUGAGAAGUGCACUAUCUGCUUGUCCAUGCUGGAGGACGGCGAGGACGUCAGGAGGUUACCCUGCAUGCACCUCUUCCACCAAGGCUGCGUGGACCAAUGGCUGGCGACCAGCAGGAAGUGUCCAAUCUGUCGCGUUGACAUCGAGACGCAGCUGAACCCCGACAGCUGAUGAGAUUUUUCACCCCCACGGCGUUUCCUAGCCCGCUCCUGCUUUCUUCCAUCCUACUUUUUCUCGCAUCCCAAAUCGGGUGCUAUUGCCAAAUGUCUCCUGACUUUUGAUGUGACAUCUUUUUUUUUUGUUUGUUUCUUUUGGACUCUCGCUUUUACUGAGCCAAGCAAGGGAGGAGAAUUGCAAGAGACAUGCGCUGUUACUCUCUCUUUCGUUCUCCCCCCCCCAAACGCCCCCUCCUCUCUUUCUAUAGAACACAAGCACAUCCACACACACUACUAACAAGUCGUGUACACAGGGUUUUAUUGUAGCUUGGUGGUUUUACUUGGUGGUGUCGUUUAGGGGUUCUCAAACUUUUUGGGUCCAGGGACCAUUUAUUGAGGAGCAAUUCUAGCCCUCUCAUAGUUUUACCAGUUCAAUAUUAAAAGUUGCCUAUUUUAGAUGGGGAAAAUGUUGAAAUAAAAAACAAAAAUCCUGUCGAAAAAAGUUGCAAUGUUAUGAGAAUAAAGUUGUAUUUUUUUUCAAGGAAAAAAAUGGUAAUCUUUACAAGAACAAUGAUGUAUUUUGUCGAGAUAAAAAGUAUAUAUCUUACAAAGUUGCAUUGUUCCAAGAUCGUCAUAUUACAAAGUUAAAGUUGGCUUUUGCAGUUUAAAAAACUGUUUUUAUAAUACUGUACGUUACUCAUUCAGUGAGUUUUCAGCUGUUUUCAGUAAAAACACUUAGCAUGUUUUAGAGGAUUUUGACUGAAUUUUCAGAAAUGGACCUCAGAGAGCUUAAAAGAAACAAGUUGUCUUAAUCCAAGAUCAAGUGAAAAAGUGGUUUGUUGGUAAAAAAAAAACUUUUUGUAAUAUACUGUAUGUUAACUCAUUAGUGCAAUCCAUUUUUUGAAAAAUCAGUUAAAGUUUUGGAGGCUUUUGGCUGAUCUUUCAGAAAUGGGCCUUGUAGUUCUUACAAGAACGAAGCUUUAUUGUUUCAACAGUUCAAAGUGGAGUUUACGGUUAAAAACAGUUUUCCUAAUAUACUGAAUGUUAACUAAUUGAGGGCUUGUCAUUUUCAGAAAAAAACAAUGCUUAGCAUUGUUGCAGUUUUAGAGGUUUACUUAAGAAAUAGUCUUCGUAAUUCCUACCUAACCUGCUCUUACAGUUUGCUCCCCCUCAUUUUCUAUAGUCAGCAAGGGCCAACUCAUGCCAAAAUGAGACACUGGUUGGUGUUUUAGCCCCCCCCCCAAAUAUAUUGAACAACAUACUGUAUCGCUACAAUUUUGUGCUUAGGUAGUUUGAGUUUUUGCACGUUCUCAAAUGUGUAUAAUGCAUUUAAAAAAUGUAUCUCAGAAUUCAUGUUACAGCAUCUUUAAAGUUAAAAUACAACUUUAUUCAUGGAAUACUCUGUCUUUAAUUCUUUGGAAGCUAUCCUUAAAAAAAAGACUGGAUUCUUUUUGUCAAGGGAGGAAAAUGAUGGUACAUCACUAGCAUAUCAGAGCUUUUCAAUGGCUCAAAGCUGGAAAAUUACUAUUACUAGUAUUACUAUUACUUAAAACUAACAUAAUUAUUAUGUUUUAUUGGCAUGCCAGUCCACAUGUGUAAAGAUGCACUGUUUUUGAUGAUAAGACAUAAUAAUUUAGUACAAAUUAUUUAGCGAAUGCCUGAGCUAUGGCUCACGGACCCCAGUUUGAGAACCACUGGUGUAGUGUAUAGGCGCCUCCUUGCUGUGUAGCAUGUCCUUGAAGCCAUGACUUUAACGUCGCAUUGCCAGCUGUCUUUCUAGAUUCUCCUACUUUUUUUCCCUUCCUUUUCUCUUCCUGAAACACAAAAAUGCCAUGUUUACCUUUUAUGAUCGUAGAGUAGCAGCAAACGCGUGUGGCGUGCCGUCGCUUCCUUCAGGGGAGAGCCCCUGAGUGCCACCUGUGGCAUGUUUGAACUCUAUUGUGCAGCUUUGACGUUUUGCAAUACACUUGUGCCAGCUCUGCCGAGCCGCCAGUCAAGUCAUUUUGAAAGAGGGUUGCAAAAAAGAAAUAGUCGGAACCUUUCCAUGAGAAAUAAUGAGAAUUUAUUGUUGUUUCCUGAUAGUGUGCUAUUAUGCAAAUGCAAAAAUGGUAUUUUGUUAAUUAUAAAUUAUUUGGUUACUUGAAUUGUGCUUUUUGUUUUAGUUAAAAAAAAAUAUUUUUUAUAUUUCACUUUUUAUGUAUUUAUCGUUUAGCCCUUUACUAUUGACCGAUUCUGCAGUAGCAUCUUUUUUUUUCAGUGCUUGACCUUUCAAAGUUCAAGCUUAAGCCCUGGAGAUAAAAGUUUUAACUUUGUCACUGCUUACAGUUAGGGAUGUCCCGAUCACAUUAUCAGAAAUUGGGCCGAUCGCGCCAUUUUUUCAGAGGAUCGGAAUAGGGUGAAAAGGAUCGGGUUUUUAAUUAAAAAUAUAUAUUUGUUUUUUUUUUUUUUUGCUUCAUGCUUGUAGAGCCUUUCACCCGCCCUCCUGCUAAGCAUUGUGACCAAAUUGUUUUUCUUGGUCGCCAGUGCAGCUGGUGUUUGGUACUUUAAGUUAACGAUGAUUGACAGUUUUGUAGCUUUGAUCUGGCCAGAGAAUCCUUGGCAGCACUACGAUCAUGGACACAAAUAUUUUGAUAAUCGUUCAGCUUGGUACACAGUCUGAAGUAGAGGUGCAACAAUUAAUCGAAAACUAAUCAGUUAGCAAAUUAAUCGACAACUAUUUUGAUAACCGAUUAAUCGUUUAGGACAUUCUUCACCUUAAACUCUAAAUUCUUAAAAUGAUAACAUAUAUAUAACUUAUCAGUUGUAAAUAUUAUCAGAUUUCUUCAUUUAUAUUUUCGGUAAGUCAAAGUAGGACAUGAACAAAAAUCUGUCUUUUACUUUGGAAAACAACAAUUCACAUUUCUGCCAUUUUUCGGACAUCUUACUGUCUAAACUAGCUUCUUUAUAAGGCUGCAACAACUAAUCGAAUAAAUCAAUUAAUAAAUUAGUUACCUACGAAUUUGAUAACCGAUACAGUUGAAGGAAAAAGUCCUCCAUUUUGUAUUCAUUGCUACUUACAACAUGCCGAAAACAACUUCAAGGUAAAUUGUGAAGGUAAUUGAAAGAAGUGACAUUUAUCCGAUUAAUCGGUUAAUUGUUUAAUUAAUCGUCCGAUUAAUUAUUGAAAAUAAUCGUUAGUUGCAGCCCAAGUCUGAAGUAUGCUGUGCCAACUCAUUCAAUGUGUAAGUGAGAGGCUGUUCUUCGCAGCGUGAUUGUCAAAGCGUGACUGAAUUUAAUCCUUCCACCUUCAUCAGAGUGUCAUGACGCCUCUUUAUCAGCUGAUGGAGUCACACCUUCAUCCAUCAGCUGAUAAAGAGGUGUCACACAAACACCAGUGACACUCUGAUAAAGGCGGAAGUAGUCACCGAAACAUGUCAGGUAAAUCAAACAGCAUAAAACAAUUGUCCGUGAUAACAGAAAAAAAUCAACUAAUCUAUAAGUUGAGACCAGUGUUGUUUUUGGCAGCCCUUUUAAUUUUCGUUUUAGUCUUAGUCUUUUGGACGAUAAUACCUAUUAGUCGUAGUCAUAUUUUAGUCAUCUCAAAAACUGUUUGUCUUCGUCUAGUUUUUGUUGACGAAAACUCAAGACAAAUUUAGUCUAGUUUAUUCGACAUUUGCUGUUUCUGUCUGUAAAAUUAAAAAAUUUUUACUCCAAAAAAUAAAUAAAUAACUAAAUAAAGAUUUCCAACUAUUUCGAAUCAAGAUUGACAGACGAGCACAGAUUGUACAUUCCAAGGAGAACACCAAUUACAGUUGUGUUCAAAAGUUUACAUACACUUG
Corythoichthys intestinalis (scribbled pipefish) is the source of this 5195-nucleotide messenger RNA. RefSeq names its product arkadia (RNF111) C-terminal like ring finger ubiquitin ligase 2Ca (gene ark2ca). Bases 356 to 1393 code for a protein of 345 amino acids. The record is from RefSeq and is a predicted model, not a curated record. The transcript is spliced from 8 exons. Lineage: Eukaryota; Metazoa; Chordata; Actinopteri; Syngnathiformes; Syngnathidae. Gene Ontology annotation, molecular function: zinc ion binding; ubiquitin protein ligase activity. Gene Ontology annotation, cellular component: nucleus.